Molecule: messenger RNA, 927 nt
Organism: Mycena indigotica
Lineage: Eukaryota; Fungi; Basidiomycota; Agaricomycetes; Agaricales; Mycenaceae
Exons: 4
Coding region: 16-927 (303 amino acids)
Biological process (GO): transcription initiation at RNA polymerase II promoter
Cellular component (GO): transcription factor TFIID complex
Molecular function (GO): RNA polymerase II general transcription initiation factor activity; DNA binding
Source: RefSeq, a predicted model, not a curated record
UUUCUUCCGGCCACGAUGGCACAAACCUGGGAUCCUACCUCCAUUCCUAUAGAUCCCGCUCUGCAAGCCUCCUCCUCCGCGACUACCCUCGACUCUCAGCGGAUUAACCUGGACCGCACACCCUCCAGCGUUGGGCCACUAAACCCCUUCUUCGAUCCAUCCGCGUUCAAAUCACGAGUCGAUGCCAUCGCUGCUCACCACAAGCUGACCGAGGGUGUACCCGACAAUGCCGCCGCAUACCUAGCCGCCGCCCUCCGCGUCCGACUCGAGGAGCUUGUCAAGCAAAUGCGUGAUGCUGCCAACCACCGAACAGACACGCAGUUCGAUAGGCCGGCGCUAUAUGCAGAGGGCGCCCCGAUGUGGAGUCUGGCGGUGAGAAGUGAUGUGGGGAAGCAGACGGCAGUCUUGGAGAAAUUGGAGAGGGAAGAGGAGCAGAAACUGCGCCGGGAAAGGAAAGAACGGGCGGAUUUGACGGCGGCACAUGCUGCAGCGUUAGCGGCCCAAGCGCAAGCGGGGGGUGUGGGUGGAGAUUUCGAGGACGACGGGGAGGGCGGGAAGAAGCGAAAGAAGAAAGACGGACCGGGGGUGACGGCGAGAAAUAUGUCGGAAGAUGUGAGGAAGAAGAUGAGCAAUGCGGUGGCGAGUCAGGCAGCGGGAAUUGGAGGAAAAUAUUCAUGGAUGAAUGCAACGAAUGCGGCUGCGGCUGCUGCAAAGCCAAUAAAGACAACGACCACACCAUCAACACCUGCGACACCUUCACCAGCUCCGAAUCCAGGAGGCGGUUGGGCACGGGCUUACACGGGGAAGAAGGCGGCAGUUGCAACACCAGCGCCAACACCUAUAGUUGAGGAGGACACGCGAAUACUGAUCACUCUGCGGGAUGCUCAGUUUGUGGUGCAUAAAGAGAGAAGCCAAGGACGGACGUGA